Molecule: messenger RNA, 591 nt
Organism: Fraxinus pennsylvanica
Lineage: Eukaryota; Viridiplantae; Streptophyta; Magnoliopsida; Lamiales; Oleaceae
Source: the annotation of a GenBank genome assembly
AUGGAAGUAUCAGAGGAAAAUGAAGCUGCCCACAAGAAAAAUCUAUCAAAAAAGAUAAGCAAAAAUGCAAAGAGGUUUAGUGAUGCGCAAAUAAAGUCAUUAGAAUCCAUAUUCAAGCUAAGCAACAAGCUUGAACCAAGUAAGAAACUACAAAUAGCUAGAGAUCUCGGGCUGCAGCCGCGCCAGGUAGCUAUUUGGUUUCAGAACAAAAGGGCGAGAUGGAAGUCGAAGCAAAUCGAGCAAGAUUACAAAGUGCUCAAAGCCAAUUAUGACAAUUUAUACGCGCAGUCCGAAUCUUUGAUGAGGGAAAAACAGUCUUUACAAAUGCAGUUACAACAGCUAAAGAAUCUACUAGAGAACUCCCAUGAUGAAAAUGUUGAAUACAAAGAAAUACCGUGUUGCCCUAAUUCCGAACGAAAGGACCCCAAUGGAGUUAUACAUGCAGAUGAUGAGGAAAAAAUCAGCAACCAUUUAGGGCAGGAAGAAGGAGACAGUUCGCCAUUGGCAUCAACUGAAACAUGGUGCAAUCUUUGCUCUGAUGCCCUAUUUGAUCAGUCAUGUGACACUUCCAAUUGGUGGGAGAAUGUAUAA